AUGGAGAUCGGCAUCCCAACAAAGCUCGUGCGCCUGACGGAGAUGACUCUUAGAAACUCUCAGAGCGUUGUCAGAGUUCAAACAAGUGUAUCAGAACCGUUCAGAACCAAUGACGGCUUAAGACAAGGGGAUGCGCUCUCGUGCCUACUGUUCAACAUCGCUCUCGACAAGUGUAUUCGUGACUCAAAGAUCGAGACCAAAGGCACUAUCUACCACAAAUCCGUUCAAAUUCUAGGGUAUGCGUAUGACCUCGAUGUGAUAGGAAGAUCUCUACCUGCAAUGGAGAGUGCAUACCUUGUUCUUGAAAAAUCAGCUGUGGAGGCCGGUCUCCAAAUUAACCCGGCUAAGACUAAGUACCUGAAAGCGUCAAAAGACCGGCAAACCCUACUACAAGGAGUUAAUAUUGGCAAUAACACCUUCGCUAGCGUCAAUCAUUUCGUAUACCUGGGAUCCUUAGUAACCGAUAACAACGAUGUGUCUUCAGAAAUAAGUAGGAGAAUAAUGGCGGCUAACAAGUGCUACUUCGGACUACUAAGAUACUUACGUUCGAAACUCCUUUCAAGAAGCAUAAAACUUCUCUUGUACAAAACCUUACUAAGGCCCAUACUCACCUACGGUUCCGAACGUUGGGUGCUGAGCAAAAAAGACGAAAAUUCAUUGUUGGUAUUUGAGCGGAAAAUACUAAGACGCAUUUUCGGAGCUGUGAUGGAAAAUGAGAGAUGGCGAACGCGUUAUAACCACGAGCUAUACCAAAUGUACGAUGAGCCAAAUAUAAUUAAGACCAUAAAGAUUGGGCGCCUGCGUUGGGCAGGGCACGUGUUGCGAAUGGACGAGGCCAGAGUACCCAAGCGCCUUUUAGAGGGCCGACCGGAGGGCCGCAGAAGUCGAGGCAGGCCCAAGCUCAGAUGGUUGGACGGCGUCGAACAAGACAUCAAGACCUUGGGAAUAAGAAGUUGGAGAAGGAAAGCCUCUAACAGAUCGGACUGGAGAGCUUUGCUGGACCAGGCUAAGGCCCACCCGCGGCUGUAA
Melitaea cinxia (Glanville fritillary) is the source of this 1029-nucleotide messenger RNA. RefSeq lists its product as uncharacterized. Bases 1 to 1029 code for a protein of 342 amino acids. The transcript has a single exon. NCBI's taxonomy places the organism in Eukaryota, Metazoa, Arthropoda, Insecta, Lepidoptera, Nymphalidae. The record is from RefSeq and is a predicted model, not a curated record.